Molecule: messenger RNA, 2963 nt
Organism: Uranotaenia lowii
Lineage: Eukaryota; Metazoa; Arthropoda; Insecta; Diptera; Culicidae
Gene: SF2
Product: serine/arginine-rich splicing factor 1A
Exons: 4
Coding region: 121-828 (235 amino acids)
Cellular component (GO): nucleus; ribonucleoprotein complex; cytoplasm
Molecular function (GO): mRNA binding
Source: RefSeq, a predicted model, not a curated record
CAUUUCGAAUUCGCUUGCUGUUGGAGUCGGUCGCGCGCGGCAGCUCUGGUGCGGUUUAGAGAUAAAAAAACUUGUAUUGUAGUUUUGAUUUUGAUUUUUCUUGUGCUAAAAGAAAUAAAUAUGUCUCACGGACGAAAUGAGUGCCGAAUCUAUGUAGGCAAUUUGCCUCCGGAUAUACGCACCAAGGAUAUCCAGGAUUUGUUCCACAAGUUCGGAAAGGUAACUUUCGUAGAUUUGAAAAACCGCCGAGGGCCGCCAUUUGCUUUUGUAGAAUUUGAAGACAAUCGUGAUGCCGACGAUGCCGUCAAAGCUCGAGACGGUUACGAUUACGAUGGCUAUAGGUUACGAGUUGAAUUCCCCCGAGGAGGUGGCCCUGGUAGCUAUCGCGGCAGUCGGGGAGGUAACAGCGAGAGGAGCAGCGGUCGGGAUCGCGGAAGUCGUGGUCCGCCUGCCCGUAGAUCUCAAUUCCGCGUAGUUGUUACUGGGUUGCCUUCAUCCGGCUCAUGGCAGGAUCUGAAAGACCACAUGCGAGAAGCCGGCGACGUUUGUUUUGCCGAUGUUUACAAAGACGGAACUGGUGUGGUUGAGUUCCUGCGCCAUGAAGAUAUGAAGUAUGCCAUCAAAAAACUUGACGAUUCCAGAUUUCGUUCACAUGAGGGCGAGGUAGCUUAUAUCCGCGUACGAGAGGAUGCUAGCAACGAUGACAGACGAGGUGGCGAACGUGAACGAGACCGAUCUUAUUCCCCACGUCGACGUCGUGGAACGCCCACCUACUCACCGGUGCAAAGGAGCUUCUCGCGGUCCCGUUCACGAUCCUACAACUAUUAAGCAUCGCUGAGAGAAUGUAUGCUGAACAGAUAAGUUCCCGUAUCAGUGGAAUCCAAGUAAUUUGAAGAAUAUGUACAACUUUUAAGGUGGUGCCUAGUAUAUGCCACGACACUUUGAUUUAUUUCCACUAAAAAUCUGACCAAAUUAUAAGACAUAGAAGAACACAUUUCGGUUUUUAUAAUUGAAAAUUGAAACACAGUUCUCUUUCCGCGAUGAUUGGAUUUACUUGUAGGGCAUUUUUUAAUGAUUUUUGUAUACAUUCCUGAUUUCGGAAACAACUAAACUUUAGCAGCAAACAAUGUAAAUGCACAUCGAAAGCUACAUCAUUUUAUUGUGUUGAAUAACACGUGUGGAUUUUAAAAUAAUCGGAUAAAAACACAAAAAUAUUUACGUAUGAUUCCAAACCAUUAAAGAUUGUGUAAUGAUUAUCAGCUCUGAUUCAUGGAUGGUCAUUAGUGAUGCAGCUAAAUAACGAAUAUUUUUGAUUUCUUCUAGCCUCUGAAACGCCUCAUGAUGAUAGCCGAGUUUAUUUUGGAUGGAUUAGCCAAUUAGUUUAGAAUUUUCAUUUAAUUACAUAUUUUAUGCAAUGCCAAGCCAAGUAUUCUAAAGCCUGUUUUUCCUUCUCUUAAACAGGAAACAAGGAUUCACUUCUUAAUUGUGUUUCUUGACACGCACUGACAUGCACGCAAAAGGAUUUUUCUCCACCUGAAGUUGCGCGAAUCUAUGUCCUGCUAGUACUUUGGAUCAGGAUUUGCAGGGGACUUCAGGAUCGACCUUUGUCACGAUCGGAUUCCCUUUUGCUUAUACGACACACACCCAAUCAAAAUGAAUGAAACAGAUGCUUUCGUUUAAAGAAUGGAUCUCUGGACGAAACAGAACAGGAUUCAGGAUUAGAGUGGAUCAGAACAGCUACCCUAGUUGACAUCAUGGUGUUGCCGUAAAUACUAACAGGAUGUUAAAAGGAUUUUCUGUUUUUCAAAACUUAUUGGAAAUGUUUCAACUCAAGUUCUAAGCAAGUCCGUUAAAGUUAAUUUCAUAAUGCAUACACUGAUUGAAGAAUUCUAUUAGAAAAAUUAAUGCAAACACAUUUGAAGGAAGGAUAGCCAAUAUACGAUUGUACCGUGGAUAACCUGGAGUACGUUUGGACUGGACGGAAAGGACUGAUGGAUUUACUUGCUGAUAAUUUCGGAGUAUGAUUUCAAUCAGUGUAUAAUAACUUGCGGAUUUUAAAUUUUAACUUAUCAUGUUGGAUUUUUACAUGAUUUAGUUUUGUGCUUCGACUAAUAAAUUUUAUUUGUCGAAGGUCGAUCUUUUCAAAAAGCUUUUGUUCAAUUAAAUUUAAAAAAAUCUUGGAAGCAGACUGCAGUCGAUAGGAUUAUCAGGAAUGGACUCCGUGGGAUAACUGUCUUGUCUCGGAUCAACUGGCCCUGUCAUUUUUGGAUAUGCUAUUUGGAGGAAAUGCCUUAUUUUUGUAAAUCUCUGCCCAUCUCUGGACAUCGUGGGAGACUUGGAAUAAUUAUCUCGGUCUUUUCGUUUUCACUUGGGUGAGUGGAACCCCUUGGAUGAAGUGGAAUUUUGGAAAGCGUUCUCAGAGGAAAGAUGAAGGACUUCCGGUGUGUAUGACCCUUUACGUUACCUAACUUCUUAGAUGGUAUUUUAGAUCUUUUUUAACACCAUUUAGGUAUCUAUUUCUCUUCUUAACACUUUAUACAGCAUUUUGAACCAUUUCUUUUAAAAUCUUUCAUUCAUCACAUCUUUUAACAUAUGAAAGAAAGUUUAUUCUAUUCAAUGUAUUUCACGUUCAAUGCAAAUAGAUCGUUCAAUCUUUGUAGAAGUAAAGCAUGCUGGUUAUUAAUUCGACAACUUUUGUUGUUAUCAAGCAACAUGCUGGAUGUACGAUAAGUGUGUAAACAGAGGCGAGGUGGCAGAAAUAAAUUGCAGAACAGCUAUUAGUUAAUCGUGAUGUUUUAACAAGUGUGCAACAAAUUAUUUUAUACGGUGGAAUUGGAAGGAAUAUUGAAGGAGUGAUUUGGGCACUAACAGUAAGUAAUUAUGAACAUUGCGUUGUUUCCUGCAAGAGUGUAUCCGCAAUAAUAACGAUUUUUCCAAAUAUAACUCAUUUGAUUGAUUAAAAA